AAGCAAGGAGAGCUAGGCAGGCUCGGUGAAGAGCACUGUUAGUUCAGAGAAACAGCCAGGAGGCCUGCACCCCAGCGAGUGUAAACAAUUUGAUCUCGCUCCUGCCGGGGCUCCCUCCCAAAUGGCCUGCCUUCUCCAAGCAUUCCGCAGAGUUUAUGCACUGGUUUUCUUUUUAGGGCUUUGGGGGGUGGUUGUGGGUGACAAGCUGCUGGUGGUGCCACAGGACGGAAGCCACUGGCUCAGUAUGAAGGACAUAAUUGAGCCUCUCAGUGAGAAGGGACAUGAUAUCCUGGUGCUGGUGCCUGAGGUCAAUUUGCUUCUGAAAGAAUCCAAAUACUACACAAGAAGAAUCUACCCAGUGCCGUACGACCAGGAAGAGCUGAAGAGCCGUUUCCGUGCUUUCGGGAAUCAGCACUUUGCUGAGAGGUGGUUCCUGAAUGCCGCCCUGAUGGAGUACAGAAAUAACAUGAUUGUCAUUGACAUGCUCUUCACCAACUGCCAGAGCCUCCUGCAGGACACUGACACCCUGACCUUCCUCAGGGAGGGGAAAUUUGACGUCCUUUUCACAGACCCCGCCUUACCCUGUGGGGUGAUUCUGGCUGAGUACCUGGGCCUGCCCCCUGUGUACCUCUUCAGGGGCUUCCCAUGCUCCCUAGAGCACGCCAUCAGCAGAAGCCCAAACCCUGUGUCCUACAUCCCCAGGUGCUACACUCAGUUCUCAGACCGGAUGACUUUCCCCCAGCGGGUGGCCAACUUCCUCGUUAAUCACUUGGAGACCUCUCUGUUUCACCGUCUCUAUUCAAAGUAUGAGGACCUUGCAUCGGGCGUCCUCAAGAGGGACGUGCACCUACCCACCUUGUAUCGGAAGGGCUCCAUCUGGCUGUUGAGAUAUGACUUCGUGCUGGAGUACCCCAGGCCGAUCAUGCCCGGUAUGAUCUUCAUCGGGGGGAUCAACUGCCAGGCCAAGAAAGCCCUGCCUCAGGAAUUUGAAGCCUAUAUUAACGCUUCUGGAGAACAUGGGAUUGUGAUUUUCUCUUUGGGCUCAAUGAUCUCAGAGAUUCCCGAGAAGAAAGCCAUGGAAAUUGCUGAUGGUUUGGGCAAAAUACCUCAGACCGUCCUGUGGCGGUAUACUGGACCACGGCCAUCGAAUCUUGCAAAUAAUACAAUUCUUGUCAAGUGGUUGCCCCAAAAUGAUCUACUUGGUCACCCGAAGACGCGGGCCUUUAUCACGCACUCCGGCUCCCACGGCAUAUACGAAGGGAUAUGCAACGGUGUCCCCAUGGUGAUGCUGCCCUUGUUUGCCGACCAGAUGGACAACGCAAAGCGCAUGGAGACCCGGGGGGCUGGGGUGACCUUGAAUGUCCUGGAAAUGACGUCUGAAGAUUUAACAAAUGCCCUGAAAACUGUCAUCAAUGACAAAAGCUAUAAGAAGAGCAUCAUGAACCUCUCCAGCCUUCACAAGGACCGCCCCAUGGAGCCGCUGGACCUGGCUGUGUUCUGGGUGGAGUUCGUGAUGAGGCACAAGGGGGCGCCGCACCUGCGCCCCGCGGCCCACGACCUCACCUGGUACCAGUACCACUCUUUGGACGUGAUGGGCUUCCUUCUGGCCAUUGUGCUGGCAGUUGUCUUCAUCACGUACAAAUGCUGUGCUUUCGGCUGCCGCAAGUGCUUUGGGAAGAAAGCGCAGGUUAAGAAACCUCACAAAUCUAAGGCACACUGAGAAGUGGGUGCGAAAUGGGGUGACCCAAACUUGCAAAGAGAGCCAGUGUUCAAUUCAUGUGAUUAUGAAAGAAAUACUCAGCCAUAAACUAGGUACCCCAGAGUGUAUUUUAAAAUAAAACGUUUGAAUUGGCAGUCACACCUGAAGGUAGAGAUAUGUGAAUAUGAGUUCGGCUCCAUUGGGGAUCUCUGAUCUGGACUACACCUGUCAUCUUUCAAAUGACUUGCUGGGAGAGAGGGUUGGACAGGCCUCCUUCACUCUCCACUACUUUUCUUUCUCAGAAAUGGGGACUGGUUUGGGAGCCCAGGUCUCAGAGAUGGUCCCUCCGCUGCUGCUGAAACCACAGUUCUAAUAUCGUCAUCUGACUUCUGUAGAUGGUUGUGAUCAAUUCCUUCACCAAUAAUGGCAGCUUAAUUUAUGUUCAUGCUUCACAGAUGUCACUUGGUGUAUUUAAAAAAGGAAAUGUUUAUUCUUGUAGGGCAUAGUACUUGAAAUAAAGCAAUGACAUAAUUCCUUUAUUUCAAUAAAUGAAAUAAAUGAAAGAGUCUUUCAAGAACGUGUGUAAUGUCUGACUUUUGGGGGAGAAGAAUGGUGCACAAAAUUGAUGGGUGGCAUCCUCGAAAGGAGAAUCAUUGCUUGUGCCAAAUGGAUCUAAAUUUGCUAAAAGCUUGUGCCAAAUGGAUCUGAAUUUGUUAAGUAGUGUCGGGCAAGUUUAUUUUCUCUGGUAUUUUCCACAAUGAAUGACAUAUGAAUUCUUAAAAAUUAUAUUUCUAAGGUGU
Manis pentadactyla (Chinese pangolin) is the source of this 2499-nucleotide messenger RNA. Its product is annotated as UDP-glucuronosyltransferase 1-6. NCBI's taxonomy places the organism in Eukaryota, Metazoa, Chordata, Mammalia, Pholidota, Manidae. The transcript has 5 exons. Bases 122 to 1720 code for a protein of 532 amino acids. Gene Ontology annotation, molecular function: UDP-glycosyltransferase activity. The record is from RefSeq and is a predicted model, not a curated record.